Aspergillus homomorphus CBS 101889 is the source of this 1264-nucleotide messenger RNA. RefSeq lists its product as uncharacterized. The coding region runs from base 157 to 1062 and encodes 301 amino acids. The record is from RefSeq and is a predicted model, not a curated record. The transcript has 4 exons. Lineage: Eukaryota; Fungi; Ascomycota; Eurotiomycetes; Eurotiales; Aspergillaceae. Gene Ontology annotation, molecular function: hydrolase activity, acting on ester bonds.
GCCCAAUUUCUCGGGAUGGUUGUAGUCGACCUCUGGGACUUAAAUUCGGUCUGUCCCAGCAGCGAAGAGUGUCCCUGCUUCAAAAUAAUUACUAGAAACAGAACUCCGACCAGCCUUUCUGUGCCUCGUCAUUGUUCUAAGGCUUCGCACGCACCAAUGGAGCUCAAAGUGAUCCGGGAUCCCGGUGACGCUCGCGUGGAUGUUGUUUUCGUCCACGGCUGGCAUGGUGAGCAGCCCGGCUGGACCUCCGCUGCCAAGUCAGUGUUCUGGCCCGAGAAGCUCUUCGCGGGGAAGAUUACCGAGGCGCGGGUCUUCUCGUUUGAGUACGAUGUCGCCCUUGACACGUUCUGGAACGAAGAGGAUCUUAUCACCGAGCUUUCCAAUGAGCUGAUGGACCAGCUCAUGGAUCAACGUACAGAACCGGAGAAGGAAAAACGAGCCGUGAUUUUGGUGGCCCAUUGCCUUGGUGGCCUGAUCUGCGAGAAUGCGUUGGUCCGGGGAGCUGAGCACGACGAUCGCAAGAACCUUAUCAGCUGUGUCAAAGGUCUCCUUCUUCUCGGGACACCACACUACCAUCCUGGAGUGCUGAGCGAAGCAAACAAAUAUUUCCAGCUCGCGGGCGAAGAAGCUCCCAGCGAAUUCGGUCUCGAAGAACGGUCGCAGUGGGUCUUGUCCAUCCCGCGCGAGUUUGCUCAACUCCGUGCUGCCGGCCUGGAGAUGGAUCUGCAGUGUUUCUACGAGGGAUCACCCACCGAUCUGGACGGCAAGGGGGUCAAGAUUGUGGAGAUGGCCUUGGCGCGGUGCCCUGACGGGCCUCCUGCCGAGCGGUUGGCAGGUAACCAUGCGAAGAUGAGUCAGUUUGAGAGCGAAGACGACCGCGAUUUCGUCAAGGUGCUACGGGUGCUGAAGAAAUGGGUGGCUAAGGUUCCGGCGCCCGAUAAUGAUGGAGGCACAACGGUCAACAAUGUCUCUCAUGCGUCUUUCGCUGGCUCGACCAACUCUGGAUAUCAGUUGGGGCAAAACGUCGGUAACCAGAGUGGAUUCGUGUUUGGAAGAGCAUAGUGGUGGAUGAGUUAUCGUGUGAUGUUCUUAGCAUGACGGGAUCUAGCAGAAGCUUCUGUGGAUGAUGAUAACGUGCAUCGAGUACUGCUGUGUUACCUUGGCAGUAAUUGGCCUUUAGACGAAUAAAGAUAGAAGAUGCAGUCGGUGGUGUAGGAGGCUUCCAUUGGCGUAAGGCAUGACGACUUGCAGCGUACUUGAUGCC